AUGCUGCUUGGGGUAUACCUUUUGCUCUUAUCACCGGCGCUCGUCUCCGCCGGUCUGGAGGAGUACGACGAACCGUUUAUCCUUCAGUUUAUCAACCGGUCACAAACCCUGGACCUCAGUCCGAAAUGCAGACAGAGUCUCGCCUUGGUAAGUCACAGUUCAGACGGAGAACGGAGAUGAGAAUAACAUGAAUUCAGGUGUAUGACUACCUGAAUGACAUCGAAACUCUGACCGACCAGAAGAUCUGCUACUUCGAAUCGUUCGCCACUGGGCCCAAUGAUUUGUUCUUGUCCAGAGACCAGGAUCGGUGGGUCUAUAAAGGUUUGUACAACUGUGACCUCAUCAAAUCGAACACAAAAUCUUUCAGGCUACGAAUGUCUGCUAUCCGCUGGAGAAACAGUAUAUUCGAAAUCUGAGCACCCGAUGCACUACUGUUACACCCACGACGACGACAAAGACAAAAGAGUUCCGGCCUUCUCCGUCUGCAUUCCUUCUCCGUGUGCCGACGAAAACCAGAAGUUGCUUGAGGAAUGGCGUCGGAUGACACAUCCAGAGGCCACCGAGCCCAUCACUUUCACAGCCUGCACGCGUUCUCGCCACGCGAAACAGUGGUUCGAACUUCCCGUUCCGAUCGCCGACUUCGGAUUCAACAUGUGUCUCCUCAUGCUCGUCAUAAUGGCGACGAUCUUCCACAACAUGCGCGGAGACGACGCAAAGUCCUUGUCUGCCAAGUUCCUCCUCGCUUUCUCUGCCAAAACGAACUUCAAGAAACUGAUUGCUCUUCCAAAGGACCCGCAGAGCUGCAUCACUUGCUUGCUGGGACUCCGUUUUGGUUCAAUGGUCUGGACCCUCGUGGGUCAUUCAUUCAUCUUCGUGCAAGCCUACAUGGAGAACGUAGAGGAGUUCAAGGUCUCCAUGGUCGACAACUUCUUCAACCAAUGGAUCACCAAUUUCACUCUCUCCGUCGAUGUUUUCCUCACUCUAGGAGGCACCGUUCUCUCUUUCAGUUGGUUCCGAAAAUGGGAGAAGAACACUUCAGGUACUCCUGAAGUAGCAAGAAUGUUAAAAGUUGAACCGUUGGUUUCAGAAGAAGAACCAACGUGGUCUUCGUGGGGAUACUGGCUCCGGUUCUACCGUCACCGCGUCGUCCGUCUCUAUCCUGCCUAUCUGUACACUCUUCUGGCGAUCACUCUCCGUAUUUCGGUCACCCACUUUCAUCCAAUGUGGCCCCCAACUGAUCCGGCCAUCCAAUGCCCCAAGUACUGGUGGCAGAAUGUGAUAUUCGUGAACAGUAUCCUCGACAAUCAGUGCAUGCCGUGGACAUGGUACAUUGGAACCGAGUUCAUCUACUACCUUCUCUCUCCGAUUUUCCUUCUCACGCUCAGGAAGGCACCAAAGCUCGGAUUUGUAAGUGUUCCCUUGAAAACCAGUUAAUAACCUACUUCUUCUUCAGAUACUUUGCUUCGCCGUCAUUAUGGUCUCGGCUGGCCUCAAUGUUGAGUCAAUUAUCCGCAACAACUUCCCGCCGACGCAAUUCCUCUGGAAACAGCCGGAGAUGUUCAAUCCCAACUUCAUCCAACACCAUCUCGAGCUCUACAUCAAGCCGCAGUACAGAAUUGGCCCAUAUCUGAUCGGAAUCCUUCUCGGAUACCAGUUGGCCAGAUAUCAAAGAAUUGCAGUCAAACCACAGCCGACCAGCAAAUACGCCGGUGAGUUCCUUCUUCCUCUCUCUCCUCUAACUGCAACGACUCCUCUAACACAACUCCUUUCUUUUUCAGUUACCAUGUGGUCUAUUGCUCUCGGCUGCAUUUUUUUCGGCCUCUACGGUCUUUAUCCGGCCCUUCAAGGCUGGGACUCGAUUGCCUGGAGAGCAUAUCACUUGCUCUACGGAGCCUUCCAUCGUGACGUCUUCUCCAUCGGCGUCGCCUUCCUCAUCUACAUCUGCCACACCGGACUCGGAGGAUUCAUCAACGUCUUCCUCUCUUCCAACUUCUUCCUUCCACUGGCCAACUUGAGUUUCUCGGUCAGUUUGUUUUCCUUUCUAACUCUUUCCAUUGAUCACUAUUUUUGAUAACAGUGUGUUUGAAAGACAUCACUUCCUUGUGCACUCCACUUCCUUCUUUCCCCAAAUAACUCCCUUCCAGGCCUAUCUCUUCCACAUGAUCCCUGUCGUGCUCACCUACAUGCUCGUGCCGUUCCCCAUCUACUUCAACACGCAGAUUCCCCUCUUCAUCCACUGCUUUGUCCAACUUCUCAUCACUUACGUCUUCGCCAUCAUCUGCAGUAUGGUCAGUGAAUUGCCGGCUCUCAACAUCGAACGGCUUCUGCUGGCGUCUCCGCCCAAAACGACACUGAAACCGAUUCCGGCGACGGACUCGGAACUGCAACUGAAAAGUUCCGAAAAGGCAUGA
Caenorhabditis sp. 36 PRJEB53466 is the source of this 2411-nucleotide messenger RNA. Lineage: Eukaryota; Metazoa; Nematoda; Chromadorea; Rhabditida; Rhabditidae. The record is from the annotation of a GenBank genome assembly.